Molecule: messenger RNA, 6505 nt
Organism: Alligator sinensis (Chinese alligator)
Lineage: Eukaryota; Metazoa; Chordata; Crocodylia; Alligatoridae
Gene: WNK2
Product: WNK lysine deficient protein kinase 2
Exons: 30
Coding region: 107-6289 (2060 amino acids)
Biological process (GO): negative regulation of sodium ion transport; protein phosphorylation; positive regulation of potassium ion import across plasma membrane
Cellular component (GO): cytoplasm; cytosol
Molecular function (GO): potassium channel inhibitor activity; chloride channel inhibitor activity; protein serine/threonine kinase activity
Source: RefSeq, a predicted model, not a curated record
CUACAAGGGCCUGGACACAGAGACCUGGGAGGAAGUUGCCUGGUGCGAGCUCCAGGACAGAAAAUUGACAAAAGUAGAGAGACAGAGAUUUAAAGAGGAAGCAGAAAUGUUGAAAGGUCUUCAGCAUCCAAACAUUGUUAGAUUUUAUGACUUCUGGGAAUCCUGUGUAAAAGGAAAGAGAUGUAUUGUGCUGGUUACUGAAUUGAUGACCUCCGGCACACUGAAAACGUAUCUGAAGAGAUUUAAAGUGAUGAAACCAAAAGUUCUUCGUAGCUGGUGCCGGCAGAUUCUCAAAGGUCUACUUUUCUUGCACACAAGAACUCCACCCAUCAUUCACAGAGACUUAAAAUGUGACAAUAUUUUUAUUACUGGACCAACUGGAUCUGUGAAAAUUGGAGAUUUAGGUCUGGCAACCCUGAAGAGAGCUUCAUUUGCCAAAAGUGUAAUAGGUACUCCAGAAUUUAUGGCCCCAGAAAUGUAUGAAGAACACUAUGAUGAAUCAGUUGACGUAUAUGCUUUUGGAAUGUGCAUGUUGGAAAUGGCUACCUCAGAAUAUCCCUAUUCAGAAUGUCAGAAUGCUGCUCAGAUUUACCGGAAAGUAACCUGUGGUAUCAAGCCAGCAAGUUUUGAAAAAGUAACUGAUCCUGAAAUUAAGGAGAUAAUUGGAGAGUGUAUUUGCAAAAAUAAAGAAGAAAGAUAUGAAAUUAAAGACUUAUUAAGCCAUGCCUUUUUUGCUGAAGAUACAGGGGUAAGAGUGGAACUUGCAGAAGAAGACCAUGGUAGGAAAUCCUCUAUUGCCUUAAGACUCUGGGUAGAAGAUCCUAAGAAACUGAAAGGAAAACCCAAAGAUAAUGGAGCCAUUGAGUUUACUUUUGAUCUGGAGAAGGAAACUCCUGAUGAUGUUGCACAAGAAAUGAUUGACUCUGGCUUUUUUCAUGAAAGCGAUCUCAAGAUAAUUGCAAAGUCAAUACGUGACAGAGUAGCAUUAAUACAAUGGAGAAGAGACAGAAUUGGGCCCAGGAUCCAGUCAGAGGACCGUAGAGAUUCUGACUGUUUGGAGAAACUGAAGGUCCCACAUGCACAACAGGUUCAAGUUACGUACCUUUCCCAUGCUGGUCACCAUAUCCUGUCGGAAUCAGAGGAGCCAGAAGCUGACCAGCAUCCAUUUCAGCAGAACCUGCCUACCAGCGUCACAUCUGUUGCAUCUGACAGCACAUUUGACAGUGGUCAGGGGUCCACUGUUUAUUCAGACUCCCAGAGCAGCCAGCAAAGUGUCAUCUAUUCAUCUAUGCCUGAUUCAAUACCUCCUGCUAUUCAACGGGUUUACAGUCCACCUCUAAGUGAGAGCCAGGCUUUGCCUCAUAGUCUUCAGCAACUAGGGCACUACCAGCAGCCUUCAGGACCUGGACUUCCAGUAGUUCAGACUCCACCUGCUGCUGCUACUCUGUCUCAGCGACCACAACAUUAUCAAGAACCAGCAAUGACCUUUCCAGUUGUACAACCAACCACAGUUGCUUCAUUGCAGAUAGGUCAACAGCAGCCUGUGUUAGGCAGCCAGCAGCAGCAGUCCAUGGCACAGCAAGCCUCCCUGCAGCAGGUUCUAGCCAGCCAGCCAGUUUGUCCAUUGCAGCCUGCAGCCCAUUUGUUACCCCAGUAUCAAACCCAGAAUUCUCAGGUGGCAGCUAACAGUAUACAACUAAAACCCCUACAGAUUUCUACUGUGCCACAGGUUCCUCAAGUCCCACCCACCCAGAUUCCUCAGUUUCCUGUCAUUCCUGCAAUUACUCCUCUGGCAGGACUUGACAACCUUCCUCCAAACCUCUCUGAUUUACCUGCUGCAAGUGUGCCCCCUAUUCCUGCUCCUUCUCAAUAUUUUACUCCAGCUGUGAUUUUACCAAGCCUUCCCAUGAACCCUGCUCUGCCUCUGGCACCAAACUCCCCUGCCCUACCCAUGCAGGCAGUCAACCUUCCUCAUACUACUGUGGCUUCUUUGGUCUUGCCUUGCCAAACAAUAGUGCCAAAUAUGUCGGCUGCUCCAAUACCAUUACUUGCUGUGGCUCCACCGGGAGUGUCAGCUUUGCCAACACAUCAUGCAAUAUCCCAGCUCUCCCAGAUGUACCAGACUACCUUCCAGCAGAUAAUUCAGAAUGAAGCUCCCUCUCCCCAUCACACUCAGAGCACGCAAGCAGUUUCGCAGCAGCUGCCUCCACUUCCUCAGUCACUUCAGCCAAGCAUAAUUCAUCUUUCAGAACAGACUAUGUCUGCAUCUGGGGCUGGUAACCAGAUUAUUGGACAACCUCAGUAUGCUUUGGAAACUGGAGCCCAGGUGCCUAUAAUGCCAGUACAGCCUUCGAAAAUUAUAUCACCACCUUUGCAGUCACAGCCUGAAAUAUUGCCUUCCUGCCUUGGGCAAGAUCUUUCACAGCUUCGUGGCAGUCUUGCUACACCUAGUGCAACAGUGCCCAUAGAUCAGUGUCUGCCUCUUCAGCCUUCGGGUCUUCUGCAACUUCAGCCAGAGCUUUCCCAGCCUAUGAGAAAGCAGGUCUCAGCUCCAUGUUCAGCUAUCCAGUCGAUUACAGAGUCAUCUCAAGAGGAUGCAGUGCAGGAUAAACAGCAAACACUAUCCCAGAGCUGUGAAAGCUACAUGGUUCCUGACAUUGCUUCAGGUAGAGAGAUGAGCGAUAGCUUUGAAGGAGUGACUGGAAGUGGAAAACUAGAAGGAAAACCUUCAAAGAAGCAUAAGAAAUCUACACGUGCUCGUUCACGCCAGGAAAAGUCCAGCAAACCCAAACUGACCAUUCUCAAUGUUUGCAACACAGGGGAUAAGAUGGUAGAAUGUCAGCUUGAAACACACAAUCAUAAAAUGGUGACUUUUAAGUUUGAUUUAGAUGGUGAUGCACCAGAAGAAAUUGCUACUUACAUGAAUGCUGUCAUCACCAGCAUCCAAAACUGUUGCCUUGGUCCCAGCACCCUUUGUAGGAUCACACCAGAUUCUCAUCACAUAAAGGUAGAGAAUGAAUUCAUUUUGCAGACUGAAAAAGAAACAUUCAUUGAACAGAUGAAAGAUAUCAUUGAUAAAGCAGAAGAUAUGCUUAGUGAAGAUACAGAAGGAGAACGAAGUUCUGAUCAGGGAACAAGUCCCCAGCAGGAUGCUGACAGAUUGGAAAUGGAUGAGGAAAAACGGCAGUAUCAAGUGAAGACACCUGUGUAUCAACAGAAUGUUUUACACACUGGGAAAAGAUGGUUUAUUAUAUGUCCGGUUGUGGAAAAUCCCACUGCUGAAGUACCAGAGUUCUCUCCACCAGUUCCUCAGAGCACACAACAGCCUGAAGGUCCAGAUGCAGAACAGGCUGACGAUCACCCAGUGAACUCUACAGUGACAGAUAAACCAAGUAUCUUAGCUUAUCAGCAGCUUUCUCAUCGAACAAGUUUGUGCGACAGUCCCAGUGCAACACCUGUUUCUUUGGCACAAGUUCCUACUGCAGUGUCUUCAGCAGCUUUACAGACCCAGGCAGAAAUUUCAGCCGCGACAUUACCAGGGACUGUGCCAUAUAUGCUAGAGCAGGUUGCUGCUAAUACAGGUCAACAAGAAUAUCCUUCACUACAGCCAAUGAUACCCAGUCAGCCCAAUACUCCUGCCCAUACUGCAGCUUCACUAGAAGAGCCUGCUGACAUUCAGCUUGUUCCAUUAUCCUCCCAACAAACACUACAGCUGAAAGAUGAAGACACUUGUAUUCCUGAUGUGGAGAUUUCAUGUUGCACUGUUGGGCCACCCAAAUCGUCUCAGACAGCCCCUGCCCAGGCGGCAGAACUCUUUCCACUUCCUGUUAUCUCUGAUGUGGGAAUUUUAGAAAGUCAGCCUGUACCACAAAUCCCCCAUUUGUCAGAGGCCAGUCAGCCCAGUGUGGUGCAGCAUUCCUUUGUGAGCCAGAUGCUCCCAGUAGCUAUUGUUUCUGAUUCUCUAAGUCUGACAGGAUCUCAGCUUCAGAGUCCAACCCAAGUCUCAGGAGCUAUGUCCCAGCAACAUGUAAUGCUGACACAAUCCCAGCCAGUCGCCUGCACUGGGGUUGGCAUCAACUUGCUACAGCAGCCCUGUACAGUAGAGUCGGAUGGAGAGGGGCCACCCAGGGUUGAUUUUGUUGACAACACAAUAAAAAGUCUGGAUGAGAAAUUACGUAAUUUACUUUACCAAGAGUAUGUUCCAACUUCUGCAUCAGCAGGGACACCAGACAGUUCUGUACCGUUAGAACAAGCUGACAGUGAGUUCGUUAACCUACCACCUUUUAUUGAAGACCAAAUUCCCACUCUCAUACUGGAUUUAAGAGAACCGGGUUAUAAUGUUUCAGACACCUGCCAGCAAGUUAAUACUGCUAAAGACCAAUUCGUGUCAGUUGUCCCUGCUGAAAUGCCACUGUACCCUGUAUUGGCUAGUUGUACAACUGUACCCUGUAUACCCAUAAAUCCAGCAGAUACAGAAACUUCAGCCAUACUAAGAAGUGCUGCAGACCAAGUCAAAGAGACAAUGCUGGAAAGAUCUGAAACGACCAGCAUUGGUGUCAGUUCCUCAGAAGUAAGAGGUGGGUCUCCAAGCAGAAAAGGUUCUGCUGCCAGCGUUACUUCAACUCCUGCUGCUACAACAACAAAAGGUCUUCCUCAGGCUGCAUCUGCAUCAUCAAAUAUUGCUAAACAGAUGGAAACUUCUAAAACAAAUGAGAAGGCAAAGACCAUAACUCCAUCUGCAGCCACAGAGAAUUUAAUACAGGCACCUAGAGUAGAUGGGGAGAUAAGUGACUCUGGUUCUUGUGGAAAGCAGACUGAAGUGCCUGAGAAUAGUACACCAGCCAAAACUAUUGGCAGGUUUUCUGUGAUCAGCACACAGGAUGAAUUAACUUUAACAUCACCACACUGCUUGAGGUUCUCUGCACCACCAGAUGUUUAUUUGGAUGAGCUUCCCUCCAGCCCUGAUCUGAAGACUUCAGUACGAAGAGUGCAGACAGCCUCUUCUGUUGAUGUCUUUUAUGACCAUGGUUCCAGCGAUUCUGGUGAUGAGUCUCUCCAACACCAAUCUCUUGCUGCUCAGCCCUCCGUGCAGAGUACUACUGCAGCCAGUGACUUAAUAAAAAAAGCAACUGCUUUUCUGCAAAGAUCUGGAAAGACCAUUUCACAAGGCCUGGAAUCCCCUAAUGGUCAGGGAGCAAAAAUUCCCACUAUCAAUAUAACAACUUUCCAUUCACAGUCAUCAUAUAUGAGCAGCGACAAUGACUCGGAAUUUGAAGAUGCAGAUAUGAAGAAAGAAUUGCAGAAUCUGAGAGAGAAGCACAUGAAAGAAAUAGCUGAACUGCAGACUCAGCAGAAAAAUGAGAUAGAGGCUCUCUAUGCUCGACUGGGAAAACCCUUGCCACCCAAUGUGGGGUUUCUUCACUCGGCCCCACCAAGUGGCCGCCGCCGAAGAACCAACAAAAAUAAAUUAAAAGGAGGAAAACUCUUAAACCCUCUGGUUCAGCAUCUCAAAAGUGAACCCUCAAAUACAAGUAAUUUGUCAGAGUGCAAUGAGUCUCUCCCCAAAGAAACAACAAAAACUCAUUCUGGAUCUCCUACAGCAACAGUAACUUCUUCUGCAUCAGCAACAUUUGGGAAAUCGGUUCAGACACAACAGCCAUGCUCCGUUAAAGCCUCACUGUCUUCUGAAAUCUGCUCCGGCCUAGCCUCUGAAGGAGGUGGCACCCAUGGAAAUUCUGGCCAAGGCUGGACGGUUUUCCACCAAACGUCUGAGAGAGUGACCUAUAAAUCUAGUAGCAAACCUCGUACCAGAUUCCUCAGUGGACCUGUGUCUUUGUCCAUCUGGUCCACUCUGAAACGACUAUGUCUAGGCAAAGAUCACAGUAGUAGAUCCUCUACAAAUAGUCUUGUAACGUGUCCUGAGCCCCUACCACAGUCAACUCUGCAGGUACAGGUGCAAGCUAACAACAGUAACAACAAGAAAGGAACCUUCACAGAUGAUCUUCACAAGCUGGUGGAUCAGUGGACAAGCAAGACUGUUGGAGUUGCACAGACAAAACCUUCUUUGAAUCAACUGAAACAGAACCAAAAAAGGCAAGACAUGGAGCCAAAGGCUAAUCCCAUGCAGAUCCAGAAUGAGACAUGUGGCGUUAAUUCAGUAAGAACAGGAAUGGGGAAAAAGUGCGUUGUUCCAGUGUCUUGUCCCAUGUCAGCUGCAUUAACUCCUGGAGUUUCACCAUCCAUGCCAGUGCCUAUGCCAGAUUCUGAAAAUGAGACCAUCGCUGAGUGACACGUGGCCAGCUCAGAGGCAGUGCCAAGCACACGGUCCUACUUCAGCUAAGCGGGAGGAAGAGGAAGCUGUGAAAUGAUGUCGUGCAAGCAAUUCUGUACUAUUCUGGUCCGCUCUUCACAAUUUUGUAACUUCUUUCUAAGCAUUUUUUAUUAAGAGUUGGAAAUACAGAAAUGUUAUGCAAAAAUAAAGGAAAAAUAUUUUGGGGGAAACAGA